Coccidioides posadasii C735 delta SOWgp is the source of this 1698-nucleotide messenger RNA. The record is from RefSeq and is a predicted model, not a curated record. Lineage: Eukaryota; Fungi; Ascomycota; Eurotiomycetes; Onygenales; Onygenaceae.
AUCAAAUCCAGAGCAUCCUGAGUUUUGCAGCUGGAUUGUGAGUAUAUAUUGGUUUUCCUUGGAAAAAGUGCGCGAGGAAGAAAUUUUAUGUACUGUUGAAGCCGGCGUCCAGCGUUGCAUACAGAAUGGGACCCAACGGUUCACGGCGGCCCCAUGUCAAGUCCAGGAACGGAUGCGCCCAGUGCAAGGCAAGGAGGAUAAAAUGCGAUGAACUGCCUCCGCGUUGCAGGAAUUGUCAGAAACGACGGAUAAGAUGUGACUAUGAGGAUCUCUUCGGCUUGAACUCUCAAGUUCCAACAUCCGCCAAACCACCGGAACCGAAUCUAAAGAUCUAUAUACACCCGCUAUCUGGCGUCACCAGCGGGGUUUCCUCGAAGACUCAAGACCAAGCUUUGUCACGGGCAGUAUCACAGGCUGCCUGUCUCAAUGCUCCGCUUGAAAGAUCUCUCGGUCCCUCGCCCUUUUCUUCCGAGGACAUGGAGCUGAUCCACCACUACGCGACCAUCACCAGCCUAACCCUAGCCGAGGAUGGAAGAAAGAGGAAGCUCUGGCAGCACGCGAUCCCACAGCAGGCGCAAUUGUUCCCCUUUCUUCUGAACAACCUCCUAUCCCUCGCCGCCUUGCACCUGGCUCACCUCCGCCCUUCUGAGCAAGGGAGAUUCACCUACCUCGCCGCCAAGCACCAGUCUCAAUGCAUCAAAGCCGCCCAGCGGCGCAAGCCGGGCAUCACCCACGAGAACUGCAGCGCCGUUAUAGUCUGCUCCGGAUUGCUCCUCCUCCACGAGCUGGCCGUCCUUCACCCGUCCUACUUCGUCCACGCGCGCUCUACUGAUCCCCUGGACGAAUUCCUCGACAAAGUCCUCUUGAUGCGACGCAUCCUCAUCCUGUGGAAGAUGGGAAUGCCCAUGUUCAAAACCGGCCCGGUUCGUGACCUAGUCCUGCACUCCCACAAGAUGCACGGCGCCAGAUCGCCCGUGCUGCGUGACGCACGGGCCGCGACUGAGCAGCUGCGCGAGCUCAACGCGUGUCUGACCGGGGGAGAAGAUGAGCGAGCAGCAUACGCCGCCGCCAUCGAUCGUCUGUGGGAGUGCUACGAGGAAGCGCUGUGCAUACCGUCCGACUGGGUCAUGACGAUAAGCUGGCCUUUCUACGUGCCGGAAUCAUACAUCGAGCUUCUCACGCAGAAGCGACCCUUGGCGCUGGUGAUCAUUACGCACUUCGUGACGCUGUUGAGUUUUCCAGCAAAUAGAUGGUGGGCGAAUGGGUGGCCGGGUCCUGUGGUCCGGGCUUUGGCGAGGAAUGUCGAGGGGCCAUGGCGCGUUGCGCUGGAGUGGCCAGCGAGGAUGGUUGGCGUGGAGAUCUGCAAGGAAGGUUUCGGGAGGGAAGAAAAGCAACCGCUGAUAGUUAAGUAUCUGAGCGCAAGAAGCCAAAACAAGAACAAUCUGGUUUAUCAGAAUGUCGGACUUUAGCAGAUAAGUCCGUCCUGCAGGCCGAACCAGCAGUCAAAUAAUGCUGCCUUCUUCGUGUAGACAGCGAGUUACAACGAGCUACGGCGAUAGUUUAGCAAAGCACAUGGCGGCAAGCUAGAUAGUUAGCUCGGCCGGUGUCCGUUUCAUUAUUAAUUCGUGAGGAUUUCGAUACCUCGUCGGGGGGGAAGCGGAUAGAGCAUAUAUUUAAGACAUGAAUUCAGCUCCCCAG